UCACAGGAAUUCGGGGACGCGAGUGAACACGCUCCCCAGGCGGAUCUGGAAGAGGAAACAUGCCACGACUUGACCGAGGAAUUCUGGGAUGCAAGUGAACAUGCUCCCUGGGAGAAUCUGGAAGAGGCAACAUUCCACGACUUGACUGAGUCACAGGAAUUCGGGGACGCGAGUGAACACGGUUUCACUGAGGACCUGCCAGUCAACCCAGCUUGUGACAAGACAGAGGAGACUCCAUGUGCCUCCAAGGAAAGAUUUUUUUCCUUUUUUCUGGUCUGA
This is a messenger RNA of Rangifer tarandus platyrhynchus (Svalbard reindeer), 279 nucleotides long. NCBI's taxonomy places the organism in Eukaryota, Metazoa, Chordata, Mammalia, Artiodactyla, Cervidae. The record is from the annotation of a GenBank genome assembly.